GCUGCAUUAAGUUUAAUCCGUAUUUUAAGUGAUUUUUCAUAAUGAAGCUUAUCAGCAUCAUUUUCUGCUUAGCAUUCACCUCUGCUUGGGGAUUUAGAAUACCUAGUUACAUAUGGCCAUGGGCCCAAGAGAACAGAAUUGUCGGGGGACAAACUACCCAAAUUAAUGAAAGACCUUAUCAAGUAUCAGUUUUGAGAUACAAUCAACAUAAUUGCGGAGGUGUUAUUUUAAAUAAAGAAUAUGUUCUUACUGCGGCACACUGUUUCAAUGAUGUAACUCAUCAUUCGGAAAUUCAAGUCAGAGUUGGAAGUACAAAUGCUUAUCACGGAGGAAUAAUCGUGGAUGUUGAGGACAUUACAGUACACGAACUUUAUAAUGAAAAGUUCACAAAUUAUGAUGUAGCUGUUGUGAAAUUAGCUUAUCCAUUAAGAUUUGAUAAAAAUAUAAAAGCAGCGGUACUGGCAGAGGAUGGAUAUGAGCCAGAAAUAAAUUCUAAGGUCACUGUAUCCGGAUGGGGUAGUUUGAGCUACCUUGGUCCAUACCCAGAAGAGCUACAACAGGUAGAUUUGCAGGUCGCAGACCACGACGACUGCUACAUUGCUUACAUGGCACACCUCGACCUGGCCGAAAGUCAAAUUUGUGCUACCGUUCCUGGUGGAGUCAAAGACUCCUGCACAGGUGACUCUGGUGGACCCCUGACUGAGAAUGGCGUCGUCGUAGGCAUUGUGUCCUUUGGUGUCCGAUGCGCGGAACCAGAUUAUCCAGGAGUUUAUUCUAGAAUUGGUUUCUAUAGGAAAUGGAUAGAUGCGAAUUCGAAAUGAGAAUAAAAUCUGAUC
Ctenocephalides felis (cat flea) is the source of this 836-nucleotide messenger RNA. Its product is annotated as trypsin alpha-like. The record is from RefSeq and is a predicted model, not a curated record. Lineage: Eukaryota; Metazoa; Arthropoda; Insecta; Siphonaptera; Pulicidae. The coding region runs from base 42 to 821 and encodes 259 amino acids. The transcript has 4 exons. Gene Ontology annotation, biological process: proteolysis. Gene Ontology annotation, molecular function: serine-type endopeptidase activity.